Messenger RNA from Rotaria sordida, 912 nucleotides. The record is from the annotation of a GenBank genome assembly. NCBI's taxonomy places the organism in Eukaryota, Metazoa, Rotifera, Eurotatoria, Philodinida, Philodinidae.
CCAUUGUUUUUUUCAUAUAAAUUCGUUGUAAUUCGUUUGUACGUUCAUUACCAAUAAUAAUGAUCCACUUUUUCUUUAUAUAGUGUUAAAUUUGUAAUACGUUUUUGAUCAAACCCACACUUUGAUCGAAUUUAUCCUUUAUACAUUUGAAUUUUGUGAAUUUGCUUUGUCAAAAUGUAAGAGAAAUCAACAAAUAUACGUUUCCAUACUUCCUAUUUUUAUAGUAUAGACACAAUUCAUAAAUCAAAUUUAAAACGAAUUCAUGAGGUUUCAUUGAGAGAUAAGAAUCAAAUUGAUGAUAUGGGUGAUGAUCAAGUUUGUGAUUCGGAUAGCGAAUAUGAUCCUAUUGUUACUGAAUCAGAUGACACAUUCACUAAUGAGUAUAUAUCAGAAGAAUCUGAUUCAUCAAAUUCUGAUAUUGAUCAAAGUGAUAUUGCCACAGAUAGUCAACCAGAAGCAUUACAGAAGACCGGUGUUACAUGGUCUAUACAUUCAAUUCCAAUUCUUGAUGAAAUUGUUCUUCAUACAAAUCAUUAUGCCAAACGAUAUUUUGAUCAAACUCAAAGAUCACGACAAGGUUCUAAUACUAUGAAAUUGAAUUCAUUUCAAUGGAAACCAUUAGAUCGUAUUGAAUUAGAAUCUUUUAUUGGUUUACUGAUUCAAUCUGGUGUUAAUAAGAACAACCAUGAAUUACUUUCUGAACUAUGGGACAUUAGUCAAAGUAGUCCAAUAUAUCGAGCUACAAUGUCCUUUGAACAUUUUAGAUAUCUUCUUCAAUUCAUUCGAUUUGAUGAUCGACAACAUUGUGACAAACCUGACCGUCUUUCUCCCAUUAGAUUCAUAUUUGAAAGUUUUGUCAAACAACUUUCUCGACAUUUUGUACCCAGUGAAAAUUUAACUGUUGAUGAAUAA